ACGAGAAACGCUUUUAGCGCUGAAGCGCUGCGGUCGGGAUUUAAUGAGGAGGUGCAGUGCCAGUUUUACGAUGGAAGGUGUGGGCACAGCAGUAUCCCUGUCAACCUCAUCCCUUUAAAGAUGUCUGGAAACCUAAACAAUACAAAUUGGACUAAUCUUGAGCCAAAUAGUUUGACCUUCACUCUGGGUUCAUCCUACAUCCUGGCCAUCAGUGUGCUUGGAAUCAUCUUUAAUGCGUUUGUGCUGAUGGUUUUCCGCUUCCACGAGAAGGCCUGCACAGUGGCUGAGAUCUACUUGAGCAACUUGUCUGGAGCUGACUUUGUUAUGGUGUGCUGUUUGCCCUUCUGGGCUGACUAUGUAGGAAAGGGCUUUAAUUGGGCUUUCAGUGAAAGCCUGUGCAAAGUGGUAACUGCCAUCAUAAAAAUGAAUACAUUCUGCAGCAUCUACUUCCUUGUUCUGGUUAGCAUAGAUCGUUAUGUGGCACUGGUGCACCCGCUUUCCCAUGAAAGUAUACGCCGGCCAUUUUAUGCCAAACUGGCAUGUGCAGUUGUAUGGGUUCUUGGCUUGGUCUUUGCUCUCCCUGCAUUCAUCUACAGGAAAUUACUUGAUUUUAAAUGCACCCUUGACUUUGAUAAAGAUCAAUAUCUAGUGUAUGAGUUGACAACCAUAAUCUUCAGCUUCAUAAUCCCUUUUUUCAUUAUUUUCCUCUGCACUCUUAAGAUUAUUCAAGCACUGAGAAACAGGCCAAAGGGGCAUGGAACAGAGAGGAAGGCCACCACUCUCAUCCUGGUAGUUCUCCUGGCAUUCCUGAUCUGCUGGGGGCCAUUUCAGCUGAGCAGGAUACUAGAUCUAUUUGAAAGACUUCAGAUUCUCAAACAUGGGAUUUUGGGCAAUCACAAAAUAUUAGUCUGCAAACAAAUUACUGUAUACUUAGCCUUCUUCAACAGUGUCCUUAACCCCAUUCUCUACGUCGCCAUUGGGAAGAACUUCCAGAAAAAAGCAAAGGAACUCUUCAUGUCUAGGAAAUAUAAGAAAACAAGAAGAUCAAGCAUACGCUUCUCACGUACACGCCUCACAAGUGUUGAAUCCAUGAGAAGGUCAGUAAAAUGA
Pelmatolapia mariae (spotted tilapia) is the source of this 1110-nucleotide messenger RNA. Its product is annotated as B2 bradykinin receptor-like. The transcript is spliced from 3 exons. Gene Ontology annotation, molecular function: bradykinin receptor activity; C-C chemokine receptor activity; C-C chemokine binding. Lineage: Eukaryota; Metazoa; Chordata; Actinopteri; Cichliformes; Cichlidae. The record is from RefSeq and is a predicted model, not a curated record. Gene Ontology annotation, biological process: G protein-coupled receptor signaling pathway; immune response; calcium-mediated signaling. Gene Ontology annotation, cellular component: membrane; external side of plasma membrane. Bases 121 to 1110 code for a protein of 329 amino acids.